GUUCAAGAGUAAGAGCACCACGACACCAAAGCGCACAGCUGUUUUAACGCCUGUAGGCCAUGGAAGGGAGUUCAGAUGAGCCACGAAAAACGGGGAGUCAUUUGUCGAAACACUAACACUGAAAUCAUUACCUUUAACGCCACAAUCCCGCAGCUACCGCUUAGAGAUAUCUUUCGCAUAUAUCGAGACGUUCGCUUCAGCAAGGAACCCAAAGACCCCACAAGUGUUUCCCAGUCCCACUUUUCUGCUGUUUUCUCGCACGCCGGUAGAAGGAGACCAUACGCCUGCUACUAUCUCUGUCUUGACCCAGGGUCAUUAUAUGUUGGUGGUGGCCUUUGGGUCCCUGAGCCACCAACUAUUCAGCUACUGAGCCAGAGCGUUGUUGAGAGACUUGUCGUCACAGCCUGGAUCUGGAUUAUUUCCCCAGCUCCGAGAAGUCACUCCUUUGCAGAUACCUCAACACCCGUUUGGGGCUCGAGCUCCAGCACAGCAACUUUGUUUGUUUCCUUCAGCAUAUACCCUGCGACGUAG
Messenger RNA from Aspergillus novofumigatus IBT 16806, 531 nucleotides. RefSeq lists its product as uncharacterized. The transcript has 3 exons. NCBI's taxonomy places the organism in Eukaryota, Fungi, Ascomycota, Eurotiomycetes, Eurotiales, Aspergillaceae. Bases 76 to 531 code for a protein of 151 amino acids. The record is from RefSeq and is a predicted model, not a curated record.